Messenger RNA from Benincasa hispida (wax gourd), 798 nucleotides. RefSeq names its product germin-like protein subfamily 1 member 17. NCBI's taxonomy places the organism in Eukaryota, Viridiplantae, Streptophyta, Magnoliopsida, Cucurbitales, Cucurbitaceae. Gene Ontology annotation, molecular function: manganese ion binding. The record is from RefSeq and is a predicted model, not a curated record.
AACUUUAUUGAACACAAAAACAAAGAGAAAAAGAAUGACAAUUGUUGGUAUUCUUUCAGCUGCUUUCCUUUUGGUUUUGCAAGCAACAAUGCUUGCUUCUGCUUUUGAUCCAAGUCCCCUUCAAGACUUCUGUGUUGCUGUGGAUGAGCCUCAAUCUGCUGUAUUUGUGAAUGGGAAGUUCUGCAAGGAUCCAAACCUUGUGAUAGCUGAAGACUUCGUUUCUGGAGGGCUCAACAUAGCUGGAAACACUAUGAACAAACAAGGCUCAAACGUGACUCUAGUAAAUGUAGAUAAACUUCCCGGACUCAACACUCUUGGCAUCUCGUUGGCUCGCAUUGACUACGCCCCAUACGGGCAAAACCCACCCCACACCCACCCAAGAGCCACUGAAAUUCUUGUGGUUGUGGAAGGCACUCUUCUCGUUGGCUUUGUCACUUCAAAUCCCAACAAACUUUUCACCAAAGUUCUGAAAGAAGGAGAUGUUUUUGUGUUCCCUAUUGGCCUCAUUCACUUCCAAUUUAAUGUCGGACAUACCCCAGCUCUUGCAUUCGCUGGACUUAGCAGCCAAAACCCAGGUGUUAUUACCAUCGCUAAUGCUGUUUUCGGGUCCAAUCCCCCAAUCUCCAUUGAUGUUCUUACUAAGGCUUUCCAAGUUGACAAUAAUGUCAUUCAAGCUCUCAUGCAACAAUUUAAAGCUUAACAACACAAUUUACAAACGUAUGGUUUUUUUAAUAAUGCAUAUCUAUAUAUGCAAAUGUAGGAAUAUCUAUGAGUUUUUAAUCAUGUGUUGUAUUUCUG